This is a messenger RNA of Panicum virgatum (switchgrass), 1465 nucleotides long. Its product is annotated as general transcription and DNA repair factor IIH subunit TFB4-like. NCBI's taxonomy places the organism in Eukaryota, Viridiplantae, Streptophyta, Magnoliopsida, Poales, Poaceae. Bases 154 to 1029 code for a protein of 291 amino acids. The record is from RefSeq and is a predicted model, not a curated record. Gene Ontology annotation, biological process: nucleotide-excision repair; regulation of DNA-templated transcription. Gene Ontology annotation, cellular component: transcription factor TFIIH core complex; transcription factor TFIIH holo complex. The transcript is spliced from 11 exons.
CUCCAGUCCUCCACCGUUCGUCCCCUCCCCCCCCAAACCGCGGCAACUGCCACCGGACCGCCAGCGCCGCCGCCCCCGCACCUACGCCCCGCCGCCGGUGCUCUCCUCGCGACCCGCCGGCGCCGGUCCGGGAGAAACGCCGCCGCCGCGGUCAUGACCUCCGCUCACUCCAAGCUCUACUCCAAUGACGUCAGCCUCGUGGUGGUGGUCGUCGACACGAACCCCUUCUUCUGGGCCGCCGCUGCGCUCCCAUUCGCCGACUUCUUCGCGAAUCUGGUCCACUUCGUGAACUCGCUCCUACUGCUGAACCACCUCAACCGUGUGGUCGUCAUCGCUGCGGGAGUCAGCUCCUGUGCCUACAUCUUUGAUUCCAGCGAUGCCAGCCCCGCUGGUGGUGUAGGUGUCACGGCCACCUUUGACAAGGCAAGCCGCAAGGUGGAGGAGUUCAUUGCACAAGAUGCCCGUGCCACUGCAGGCAACGGUUCCGUUGCCUCUGCCAAUGCCGCGUCGCUGCUGUCUGGGGCGCUGUCCCUUGCUUUGUGCUAUAUACAGAGGAUUUUCAGGUCCGGGACUCGACAUCCGCAACCUCGGAUUUUGUGUCUGCAGGGUUCUCCAGAUGGUCCUGAACAAUAUGUGGCAGUGAUGAAUUCAAUAUUUUCUGCUCAACGUUCCAUGGUUCCAAUUGAUUCAUGUAUUGUGGGAACCCAGGAUUCUGCUUUCUUGCAACAGGCUUCAUACAUAACGGGAGGAGUUUAUUUGAAGCCCCAAGAGCUAAAUGGGCUGUUUCAGUAUCUUGCUGCUGUAUUUGCAACUGAUUUACACUCAAGAACGUUUUUGCGCCUUCCUAAGACCCUUGGAGUGGACUUUCGUGCUUCAUGUUUCUGCCAUAAGAAGACUAUUGACAUGGGAUAUGUUUGUUCAGUUUGUUUGUCAAUAUUCUGCAAGAAUCAGAAGAAGUGUUCAACCUGUGGGUCAGAAUUCAGUCGUGUCAUGCCUGAUUUGAAUUCCAUGCCAGAUCAAAGCAAGUAGUAGUCUGUAAACAGUUAGCCAUCAACCAACGUGCUUUGCUCAAAUGUCUCCACAGGUUUGUUUCGAAAAUAUCCUCUUGGAUGGGCAUCUUGACAAGUUCUGCAUUAUCCAACAAUUCGAUGAACAGAUACAUCCAACUCGCACAUACAGAAUGCUUUGAUCAAUAUGUAAAGGAUUCCUGUGCCUGAUAUCAGACUACCCUUUUUUGUGAUUUGCCUAGAAUGGAUCAUGCUCCUGGUUUUCCCAUGUAGAUGGCGAGUUGGUGAAAUGUGGUAAAUGAUGCUGCUUGCACUAAUGGAUGUGGCAAUUUUGUGGUCGAGAUGGUUUUUGGUGCACGCUCUGUGAUUUUGGACCUAGAGUUCUCAGGGAGCAGAACAUGUCUGUGCGACGAAUUGUUGUCAAAGAACGAAAAGAAAUACAAAUGAAAAUGGCAUGA